Talaromyces rugulosus is the source of this 2190-nucleotide messenger RNA. RefSeq lists its product as uncharacterized. Gene Ontology annotation, cellular component: nucleus. The transcript is spliced from 7 exons. Gene Ontology annotation, biological process: DNA-templated transcription; regulation of DNA-templated transcription. The record is from RefSeq and is a predicted model, not a curated record. Gene Ontology annotation, molecular function: DNA binding; DNA-binding transcription factor activity, RNA polymerase II-specific; zinc ion binding. Lineage: Eukaryota; Fungi; Ascomycota; Eurotiomycetes; Eurotiales; Trichocomaceae. Bases 1 to 2190 code for a protein of 729 amino acids.
AUGGAUCCGCACCCGAACGGGGAUGCUAACGGCCGUGGGGUACGCCCCGUGAAUGCCCCCAUCCGCGGCCGACCGCAGCUGUCAUGCACGCCAUGCAAGCGCAGAAAGCUAAAAUGUGACCGGGCGCGGCCUUGCGACAACUGCGUCAAGCGUCGCGAGGCGGACACCUGUGUGUAUCCUGCCACUGGCUCUGUCGCGCGGGACCAGACGCGUGAGUCUAAGAAGACCAAGAAGCGCAUUGAGCGCCUCGAGUCUCUGGUGAUGGAACUUUUGGACCGCGGUCCUUCAACCAACGAAACCUUGUCUGAUGGUCCUGCCACCAGCGAAAGCGAUAGCCAGACUCAAUCGCAGACAUAUCGCAACGGUGGCGAGGCCGAGAAUGACCACGACACAGAUCACUCGCCAAUGCAGAAUGAUAUUCCUCCUCUGCGCCGUUUGUCGGGGCUCCCUGCGAGCACCUCGUCGUCUUCGUUGUGGGAAACGGUACUACAGGAUAUUGGCGAAAUUAAAAAUUAUUUUGAAGAGCAUGAAAACGACUUCAAACUCCAAGCAGGGAAAGUUGAGGAUGCAAGAAACCCUCCAGUUGAGCCCUAUGUGCUUGAAGGCAGUCCCGGCCAAUGGAACGUUGACACUUUUAUUCCAUACGUGCCUCCACGACCGGUAGUCGACAUACUGAUUGCUCACUACUUUGGAGUAGACAGCUUCGUCAGACCCAUUAUUCACCCCAAAAAGUUCCUACGUGAAUAUGAAAUGUUCUGGCAUGACCAGUAUAGGGUUUCUAAAUUAUGGCUUGGUCUAUUGUUUGCUAUUAUGCGACGAGCAGUUCAUGUUGCGCGAGAAAGUGGUUUGGAUUUGAGCCCUCAUCUCGGAGACAUUGAUGAAGCCAUCGCCCUUUUCCGAAUGCGCACGAAACAAAUUUUACUGGCUACUAUGUUCACGUCGCCAUCAAUAGCAAAGCUGGAAUUGACUUUAGUUCACCUUGACGCCGAAUUUACACAUAGUCAAGACACGAGUACAGAGGUGUGGAUUGCUAUGGCUACUGCAGUUCGCAUGGCAAUGAAACUCGGACUGCACCGUGACCCCAGUCUUCAUGACAACUUGUCGCCUUUUGAGUGCGAAAUGCGCCGGCGCUUAUGGCUAGGACUCGUACAGACAGAUGUGCUGCUAUCAUGGCAGGUUGGGCUUCCCAGCAUGAUAGUCCUUAAACAGUGCGACACAAUGCUGCCUAGGAACUUGUUUGAGGAUGAUUUUGAUGAAAAUACAAAUCACCUACCUCUAUCGCGGCCGUGGAACGAGGUAACAAAAAUGGGCCCUUUUGUCGUGAAAUGGCCACUAUUUGAGGUAUUUUCGAAGAUCGCAUCUCAUGUCCAAGACAUUCACCCCAACGACGCCGAGGUCCCCAUUCUAGAAAAGGAAAUCUUCGCUGCUCGUGAUUCACUCCCACCUAUGUACAAAGUUCGCCCUAUCCAGGACUCCAUCCUUGACUCUCCUGCAAUCAUUUUGCGCCGUUUUACCAUCGACCAGACAGUGCAUAGUGGAAUCUGCGUUCUACACCGGCGUCUAUUUCCGCUAGCUCGAACUCAUCCGCAGUACAGCCAUUCCCGCAAGGCUGGGAUAGAUGCUGCGUUGACUUUGCUCAACUACCAAGCCCUGCAUUACCACGAGACCGCACCGACCGGUCGGCUGGCAGGCCACAAGUGGAUGGCCACUUCUGUAGUCAGGCACGAUUAUCUCCUCGCAGCCAUGUUGCUGUGUCUAGACCUACGACAGGCAAUGGCCGUAACCACACAUCCUGCUUCAACAGAUAUAAGUCUUUGGGGAAAGGAGCGACGAGAGGAAAUGGUUGCUGCAUUGGAAACCUCUUACCAUGUCUGGCGUGCUUCCAAAGACACAUCCAUCGAAUCAUUUAGGGCUAGCGAAGCUGUUGCUGUUCUUUUGAAUAAGGUUCGGAGUGAGGAAAGUGAGAAGCCCAUGCCAGAGUCAAGCACCGGAUCGAUGCCAUCUGUCGAAACUCUCGAAAUUUCACCUCCCGAGUUUGCAGUCCCGAACCCAGAUCCAUACAGUCUCAGUUUACCAUUUUCGGAAAUGGUUACUUCUCCGGGAGCUAUCGAUUGGGCCGAAUUCGAUCGAUAUGUGAUGGGAGGCAAUGUACCCGUCGAUGUAGAGUCGAUAUAUCGAUCUAUCAAUUGA